GGCAAAGCUAAAAAAGAGGGGUGACAUACAUAAACCAUGGUGAUGUCUGUGUUGUUGAAGUUGUUGUUUCCAGCACCACCUUCUCGAUUUGUUUCCGCCAUGUCAGUGAUAAGCUUGGUGUCACUAGCAAACACUGGCUUGUCCGAGAUAAGAGGGAAGCAUUUGAAUUAUUCAAAGUUCUGGAAUGUCAAUGUCAAUAAUAACAAUAGCAAUGAAAAAAGGCAGAUGAAGUUGUCAAGCAAGGCUGGUAUGCUUCUUCUGUAUACUCCGGCUUUUCUUGCUGGAGCUGCUUCUUUUUUUAUCUUUCCUCAUCAUGCUCUCAGAUCCAUUAUCCUUCAAUCUGCUGUCACCCUCCAUUUCUUCAAGAGAAUCUUUGAGGUUCUUUUUGUUCACAGAUAUAGUGGUUUUAUGGUUCUUGAUUCUGCAAUCCCCAUCAGUCUUAGCUAUUUCCUGUCAACUGCAACUAUGACAUAUGCUCAAAACCUAACAGAGGGGCUUCCAGAACCACCAAUUGAUCUAAUGUAUCCAGGGAUUGUGCUGUUUGUUGUGGGCAUAUGUGGCAACUUCUACCACCAUUACCUUCUUUCCAAACUGAGAGGAAAGGGUGAAAAGGAAUACAAGAUUCCUAAAGGUGGCAUGUUUGACCUUGUGAUAUGUCCCCAUUAUCUCUUUGAGAUUAUUGGGUUUUAUGGGGUUUCAUUCAUUUCUCAGACCUUUUAUGCCUUCUCUUUCACCAUAGGCACUACUUUCUACCUGCUAGGUAGGAGCUAUGCAACUAGAAGAUGGUAUCUUUCUAAGUUUGAUGAUUUCCCUAAUGAUGUUAAGGCUAUCAUCCCAUUUGUCUUCUAAAUGUUGCAAGGUUUAAUUGAUUUUGUGUGAAUUGUACGUGUGCUUCAAAAUUUUAGGUGAUUUGAACAACUGAUUUUGCAACUUUGAUUGCUUUUUAAUAGAGCAGCUAUGGAAGAAAUAAAUGACGUUAAAAUGUACCUAAGGCCAUGUUAUUUCAUGG
Messenger RNA from Gastrolobium bilobum, 1009 nucleotides. RefSeq names its product steroid 5-alpha-reductase DET2. The record is from RefSeq and is a predicted model, not a curated record. Gene Ontology annotation, molecular function: oxidoreductase activity, acting on the CH-CH group of donors. NCBI's taxonomy places the organism in Eukaryota, Viridiplantae, Streptophyta, Magnoliopsida, Fabales, Fabaceae. The transcript has 2 exons. Gene Ontology annotation, biological process: lipid metabolic process. The coding region runs from base 37 to 849 and encodes 270 amino acids.